AUGAUGAAAUCAAGUGGACCAUUAUCAGCAAACCCAUCAUCAUCAUCGUCAUCAACAUCAACCAAUCUUGCCAAUACAUCAUCAUUGAGCUUAUUACCAGCAUUCUCAAUCAAAGAUAAACAAAUAGAGAAUGUAAAUCGUAUGCUCAACAUCAAAUCUAGUCAUGACACCAAGACUAAUUGGCAAGAAGUAUGGAAAGUACUUAUUUUUGAUAACUAUUGUUCAACCAUUAUUGCUCCUAUCCUAACAAAAGGUGCACUUAGAAGUCAAGGUGUAACUUUACAUUUACAAUUACAUACUGAUAGACAACCAAUUGUUGAUGUUCCAGCUAUUUAUUUUGUAUUACCAACAAUGGAUAAUAUUAAAAGAAUUGCAGAGGAUUGUAAAAAUAAGUUAUACGAUAGUUUCUAUAUCAAUUUUGCUACCAAAGUUUCAACUCCAGUUCUUGAAGAACUUGCAAAUCUAACAAUUCAAUAUGAUGCUGUUUCUUUUAUUUCAAAGGUCUAUGAUCAAUUCUUAAACUUUAUAUCAUUGGAAAAAGAUUUAUUUGUUUUAAAUAAUCCAAUGAAUUCUUAUUUAUCAUUUAAUGAUCCAAAUAUUCAAGAUAUUAAAGCAAAGGAAAAUGUUGAUACUAUUGUAGAUUCUUUAUUUUCUGUACUUGUAACAAUGUCUGUGAUACCAAUUAUUAGAUGCCCAAAAAAUACAGCAGCAGAAUUAAUAGCAAAUGAAUUGGAAAAGAGAAUUAGUCAACAUUUAUCAAAUACAUCGUCUGGUAAUUUAUUUUCUUCUGGUGAAGCUGGUAGUAUGCCAAGUUAUCAACGUCCAGUACUCAUUUUACUAGACCGUAAUAUAGAUCUUAGUGUCAUGUUGCAUCAUCCAUGGACCUAUCAAGCAUUGGCACAUGAUAUUCUAGACAUGACCCUUAACCGUGUAAAGGUUGACAAUGACUCUAGUGCUGCCGCUGCUGCAACUCCUGCAGCUGCACAAAAGAAAAAGUUGGUCUAUGAUAUGGACUCUGCUAUCGAUCUAUUUUGGCAAAACAAUAGUGGUGCUCCAUUUCCAAGUGUAGCAGGAGAAGUAAAAAACCAAAUUACAGAAUACACUGAACAAAUGAAACAAUUAGAUCAAAUGACAAAUGUUGAUGUUGAAGGUGAAUCUAGCAGUACUAGUCCUAAACCUGCUGCUACUGGAGGUAUUGGAGAUAUGGUAACACAAUUAAAGGAAAAGAAAAGAUUGGUAGAUUUACAUACAAACUUGGCAACCGAUUUGAUGAAAAAUAUUCGUGAUCGACAGAUUGAUUACUUUUUUGCCAUCGAGGAAGCAAUCAUUACCAGAUCACUUGUCGACAAGAAGGAACUCAUUUCACUCUUGACAUCACCAGUAGUAGGAGAACAAGGUGGACGUGGAACACUUGCCGAUAAGUUGCGUCUCUUGAUUAUCUACUUUUUGCUCACAAAGACGGUGCCAACCGGUGAAAUGGAGCAAUUCGAGGAGGCAUUGACCAAGAUGGGUGCCGAUCUGUCUCCAUUGGAGUUUUUCAAAAAGAACAAAGCUUUCAACGACACUAUGGUAUCGAUUGUUCAAAACCAACCUGCCCAACAAUCAUCUGCCUCUAUCAAGAGCGCAGCCUCGUUUAUGCAAAUGUUUUCUGGCAGUUCGACUGUCGAAUCGUUUACAAACUAUUUUUCACAGGGUAUGAGAUCGUUGCUACCCAAAUCCAAGGAUUUGUUUGUCACUCGUGUCGUUGAAUCGAUCAUGGACCUCAAAAACACACUCGACACUGACUAUGUCUAUCUUGAUCCAAAGAUUCAAAACAAAACCAAUGUUCCACGUCGCAACACUCCAUUCAAAGAGGCCAUCGUAUUUGUUGUCGGUGGUGGCAACUAUGUAGAAUAUCAAAAUCUCCAAGAUUGGGCUAAAAAACAAAACAAAAAAAUUAUCUAUGGUACCACUGAAUUAUUAACUUCAAAAGAAUUUAUUUAUCAAACAAAAGAAUUAAAUAAUUUAAAUAAAAAGUAA
Messenger RNA from Cavenderia fasciculata, 2019 nucleotides. It is a transcript of the gene scfd1, whose product is annotated as Sec1-like family protein. Gene Ontology annotation, molecular function: syntaxin binding. Gene Ontology annotation, cellular component: Golgi membrane; cytosol. Gene Ontology annotation, biological process: intracellular protein transport; endoplasmic reticulum to Golgi vesicle-mediated transport. The record is from RefSeq and is a predicted model, not a curated record. NCBI's taxonomy places the organism in Eukaryota, Evosea, Eumycetozoa, Acytosteliales, Cavenderiaceae. The transcript is spliced from 4 exons. Bases 1 to 2019 code for a protein of 672 amino acids.